AUGAAGCAGGCAGCGGUGCACGCCAAGGCUGAGUAUUUCAACACCAAGCGUGGCCCGGCCACCCCGGCACAUCAUCCUUUCGCUGAUCCCCAACCUGCUUCAGCACCCACCUCAGCCCCACCUCAGCAUUCUACUCCCGCCCCAAGUGGCCAGGGUACCCAGCAACCCAAACGGAAGGAUAACUACCAGCAUACCUUCAAUAAUAACAAACGGGCAGGCACAACCACCACCAGUCCAGCGGGGUCAACCCGCACAGGGCAGGCGAUCGGGCUCCACUUCCCUUCUCACCCAAGCCCAGGUUCGAGGUCUUCACCACCCUGA
Molecule: messenger RNA, 321 nt
Organism: Prunus armeniaca (apricot)
Lineage: Eukaryota; Viridiplantae; Streptophyta; Magnoliopsida; Rosales; Rosaceae
Source: the annotation of a GenBank genome assembly